Molecule: messenger RNA, 1545 nt
Organism: Hippoglossus stenolepis (Pacific halibut)
Lineage: Eukaryota; Metazoa; Chordata; Actinopteri; Pleuronectiformes; Pleuronectidae
Gene: polr1c
Product: RNA polymerase I and III subunit C
Exons: 9
Coding region: 79-1134 (351 amino acids)
Biological process (GO): DNA-templated transcription
Cellular component (GO): RNA polymerase I complex; RNA polymerase III complex
Molecular function (GO): protein dimerization activity; DNA binding
Source: RefSeq, a predicted model, not a curated record
GAAAUCUGUUAUCGGCUGUGAUGACGUAAGUGACCGGGAGCGGAAGCGUGGGCGGGACAAAAACAUCUACUUUUCAAAAUGGCUGCGCCCAUGAAUAACGUGGAAGAGAUUCGGAAUCGAGUAAUUCUUGGGGAAUUUGGAAUCAAGAAUGUUCAUACAACCGAUUUCCCAGGAAACUACCCCGGCUAUGAUGACAGGUGGGACCUGGAAAAGUUUCAAAAGAACUUCAGAAUUGAUGUAGUGCAUCUGGAUGAGAACACUAUGGAGUUUGACAUGGUGGGCAUAGAUGCAGCCAUUGCCAAUGCUUUCAGAAGGAUCUUACUAGCAGAGGUGCCUACCAUGGCUAUAGAGAAGGUGUUUAUCUACAACAACACGUCUAUCGUCCAGGAUGAAGUCCUGGCCCACAGAUUAGGUCUCAUACCCAUCAAAGCUGACCCCCGCCUUUUUGAGUACAGGAAUACUGGUGAGGAGACAUCAGAGGAAGAAGGAUCAGAAAUAGACACAAUUCAAAUGCAGCUUAAGAUUAAAUGCAGCAGAAACCCCAGAGCAAGCAAAGACUCCUCUGACCCAGGAGAGCUGUAUCUGAACCACAUGGUUUAUUCCAGGGACAUAAAGUGGGUUCCUAUAGGAAACCAAGCUGACGUCUUUGCAGACUCCAGCAUUGGACCUGUACAUGAAGACAUCUUGAUUGCUCAGCUACGACCAGGACAGGAGCUGGACAUUAUUAUGCACUGCGUCAAAGGAACUGGUAAGGACCAUGCCAAGUUUUCUCCAGUGGCCACAGCAAGUUAUCGCCUUCUGCCAGAGAUCACUCUCCUGGAGCUGGUGGAGGGAGAGAAGGCCGAGCGUUUAAAAUGCUGCUUCUCUCGAGGAGUCAUUGACCUGGAGGAAAUUCUUGGGAGAAAGGUUGCCAAAGUAGUGAACAGUCGCCUGGAUACGUGCAGCAGGGAAGUCCUCCGUCACGAUGACCUGAAGAAUCUGGUGAAAAUCGGAAGAGUGCGAGACCAUUUCAUUUUUACUGUGGAGUCGACAGGCAUAUUGGCUCCAGAUGUCCUGGUCACGGAGGCUGUCAAAGUCCUCAUGUGCAAGUGUCAGAGGUUUCUUAGUGAACUGGACUCUACUGGCAUGGAGUGAAAUGAUGACUUUGCGUGCUCAGCCCCACCACAGAGAAACCACAGCCCACCAAGGCUUGGACUUUGAUACGCCGCUUUAAAUUGUAUUUUUGAGGUUGAUAGACUUGCUGGUUAAUAUGUAUAUACUACUGUCUAUAGUUUUGCUACCAGUUUUGAUUUAUUGAUGAGUUCAGUUGUCAUUACAUAAAUAUGCUGAUAUAAUAUCUAAAUAUCCAGACUCACUGCACAAUUUUCUGUAUGGAUGUGUGCGUAACAUAAGCAAAGAAAAGUAAAACAUAUAAUAAAACAGAAAGGAAAGCAGUUAUUACAGGAUGAGGGGAAUGUAUAUACUCUAUGUAUUUCUCCAGUAUCACAAGUUUAUAAUCUACCAGCAUCCUGUCAGGAUUUCAUUAAAGCACAUACUAAUACUGUC